Staurois parvus is the source of this 288-nucleotide messenger RNA. Lineage: Eukaryota; Metazoa; Chordata; Amphibia; Anura; Ranidae. The record is from the annotation of a GenBank genome assembly.
ACAAACGUCCUCCCCUUCCCUGCCUGUGCACGCUCCCUGGGACACCGAUCGCUGUCAUGUGAUCUCUGUGAUCAUUCACAGAUUUCACACGUAGUAAGCAAUAAUGUCACAAGUGACAUCUUGCUUACUACUUUGCAUGUGAUCACUGAUUGGCCAAUCAGUGAUCACAUGAUCGGGACCUCGUACAGAGGUCCCGUCCGACGAUCGGUGUUUCACUGUGUCCGGAGGACACAGCGGGCACCGGAUCGCGGUGCUGCGCGCUCCCAGGGAGCGUGCACAAGCAGGGUG